CACAUUCUUAAACUAGCCUCAUCUCGAAUUCACAAUCUUUUACACUCUCACAGAAGGCACUUCUAGUUGUAUUUACACUAUGCGUGGCCACCGCCAUUCAAACAUUCAUCGCAACAUCCACUUUGUAGAUGGAAAAAACAAUGAGAUCUCUAGUGCCUGGCAGAACGGGCCGCUCACCUGGUCGGAAAUGGCAGAAUGGAUCGAGGUUGUUGUUGAGGAACCUGUCGACAGCUACGCUCCCUUCCGCUGCCUCGAGCUGGGCGACCCAGUUAACCCUCUAGCGCAACAUGGACCAGCGAUUGUAAUGCAGGGAAACAAUAAUCAGAUUUCGACUGGUUUUUACGUGAUUCUAAGCCCUGAUGGUGCUAGUAUUAACAUUCGUAUCAAUCGCCAGAAUCCUAUGCCACGCACUUCUACUCGUGCAUCAUCAUCGAAGUUAGAUCCUCGUACGAAGACCUUUCGGAACCGGGUCCGCGAACGUGAUGGGCGUUGUGUCGUCACUGGCGAGAAACCACUCGAUGAUGUGGAUUUCGUUCGUCUGGAGGCUGCGCACAUAUUUCCAUUGGCACAUCUCGACAUGUGGAAGGCGCAACUUUGGCAAAGGCAGAUAACCGACGAUAGAUACGUUGGAGAGUCUGGCAUUAAUUCCGUACAAAAUGGAAUACUUCUACGCUCCGAUGUCCACCAGUUGUUCGACACAUAUCGCCUUGCCAUUAAUCCUGAUCGCGGAUAUAAGACGUAUUGCUUUGCCAACGUUGCUACGUUAGACCACAUCCAGAUGUAUCAGGAUCCAGACACAGUCUCGCAAUACCAACCAUGCCGGGGCCUCUUAAAGCACCAUUUUCGGAUGUGUGUUUUGCUCAACAUGAAAGGCAGGGCGGGAUACCCUAAAUGGGACGAAGAUCUCCCUCCUGGGUGUGAUGACAUGGCAGAGGUCGCGAGUUCAGAGGAGGGGAAACUCCGUCUCGAGACCAUCUUGGCGAGCAAACUGAACCACCUCAUCGCAUAAUCUUCACAGCACUUCUCCAAAACCAAGAGCCAACGCUGGGCUAUAUGUUGUCAAAAAGGGCGGGGAUUAUGAUGCAGUAUUUCGGCGGGCAAAGGAGGCGAUCGGGGCCAGAGCUGAGUAUUGGUGCUGGUGUGCUUGAGAACGAAAUAGAAUUUGUCGUAUAACUCUCUGGGAAGAGAGAGAGGAGAGCAGGUGGGCCGGCGGGACGGACCUGGGGCUUGAGUUGCUUUGAGGAUCGGUAUAUUUCUUUGGCUGAAGGAAGUAGCAAAUGAAGAGUAAUAAAUCUUGUCUGCUUCAGCAGUGACGUGGC
This is a messenger RNA of Pseudogymnoascus destructans, 1319 nucleotides long. RefSeq lists its product as uncharacterized. NCBI's taxonomy places the organism in Eukaryota, Fungi, Ascomycota, Leotiomycetes, Thelebolales, Thelebolaceae. Bases 80 to 1009 code for a protein of 309 amino acids. The record is from RefSeq and is a predicted model, not a curated record. The transcript is spliced from 5 exons.